AUGGACGUGCUGCCCAGCUACAGCAUCUUCCAGGAGCUGCAGAUAGUGCACGACACGGGCUACUUCUCUGCAAUGCCAUCCCUGGAGGAGACCUGGCAACAGAUCUGCCUGGAAAUGGAGCGGUACCUGCAGACGGAGCCCUGCAUGGGAGGCCGGUGCCCGGCGAGCAGCACAGGAGAGAAGCCGUACAAGUGCUCUUGGGAAGGGUGCGAGUGGCGCUUUGCGCGGAGUGAUGAGCUCACACGACACUACCGCAAGCAUACAGGAGCGAAGCCUUUCAAGUGCGCACACUGCGACAGGUCUUUCUCCAGGUCAGACCACCUUGCCUUGCACAUGAAAAGACACCUAUGA
Messenger RNA from Callorhinchus milii (elephant shark), 351 nucleotides. RefSeq names its product Krueppel-like factor 7. The transcript is spliced from 4 exons. Gene Ontology annotation, biological process: regulation of transcription by RNA polymerase II. The coding region runs from base 1 to 351 and encodes 116 amino acids. Gene Ontology annotation, molecular function: DNA-binding transcription factor activity, RNA polymerase II-specific; RNA polymerase II cis-regulatory region sequence-specific DNA binding. The record is from RefSeq and is a predicted model, not a curated record. NCBI's taxonomy places the organism in Eukaryota, Metazoa, Chordata, Chondrichthyes, Chimaeriformes, Callorhinchidae.